GGCUGACACCGAGAGGCUCAAGCCAGUUAAAGGAAAGGAAAGGUCUCCUUGUGCCUUCUGUCAAAAUAAUCAACACAGACUACAUGGAUGUCCCAAGUUUAUUGCUAAAACUCUGGAGGAGCGUCGAGAUUUUGUCAGAGAACAUAAGCUCUGCUAUGGCUGCACCAAACCUGGACAUAGUGCAAAAGACUGUCGACAUCGACACUCAUGCAACACGUGCAAGGGUAAACAUCCCACUUGUUUACACGAUGACAACUAUUUAAAGAAGGAAAGAGUUCUGCCACAGGAAACCACUAUCCUGAGCAAUGCCGGCCAAACGGAGGCUGCUGCAACUUCAAUGUCAGUGAUUACUGGACAGCCAACUAACACAUCAAUGAUUGUGCCUGUGUGGGUGUCAAAAAGGGAUACAGGAACUGAGAAACUGGUUUACGCCUUGCUGGACACGCAAAGCGACACGACGUUUGUUGACCAGGAACUGAGUGAUGUAUUAAAGGCAGAUUCCUGUCCAGUUAAGCUGAAGUUAACUACUAUGAUUGGACGCGACGUGAUCGUAAAGAGCCAAAGAGUCUCAGGGCUUUGUGUUCGGGGUUAUCGCUCUUCCCUCCUCAUCGACCUUCCUCCUGCUUAUACCAAGGAUUGCAUACCAGUAAACAGAGCCCAUAUCCCAACAUGCGAGACAGCUAAAAGGUGGAAUCAUCUCUCCAAGGUCAUAGAAGAGAUUCCACCUCUACAGGACUGUGAGGUUGGUUUAUUGAUAGGCUAUAACUGCGCACGAGCAAUGGCACCAAGAGACGUCAUAACGGGAGGAGACGAUGAGCCUUAUGCAAUUCGUACCGACUUAGGAUGGAGCAUAGUUGGUGGUACGUCGACAUGCCCCGACACCUCAAGUACGGCGGGACAGUGCUUCCGAGUUGCAGUCAGGGAGCUCCCACCAGUCACUCCGGCAGAUGCCAUUCGCAUUCUAGAGUCUGACUUUAAGGAUGCUAAGGAAGACGGCAAACCAGUGUCUCAGGAGGACAUCCUGUUCCUGGACAAACUCAAGAACCACAUCGAAAAGAACAGUCUAGGUCACUACGAGAUGCCGUUGCCCUUUAAGGAGAGACCUACCUUACCUGACAACAAACAGCUUGCAGUCAUACGUCUGAGCCAUCUAAAGAGGAAGCUGUUAAAGGAUGAAGGGUACAAAGAACAGUAUAUCAAGUUCAUGGAGGAGGUCAUAGAAAGGGGUGAUGCAGAGGAAGUCCACGAUGAUGGGAAAGAGGGCGAAAAAUGGUACAUACCUCAUCACGGUGUAUUCCACGACAAGAAGCCAGGCAAACUGCGCGUGGUGUUCGACUGCUCUGCCAAGUACCAGGGAACCAGUUUGAAUGAUCAUCUGCUCACUGGUCCUGACCUGAUGAACAAUCUCAUUAUCUUAUUGCCCAGUUUUAAUGAACCUCCUGCUGACUGCUGGCGAUGCAGACCAGUGAUUUUAAGAGUAAAUAAGAUCCCACAUAAAUGA
Haplochromis burtoni (Burton's mouthbrooder) is the source of this 1501-nucleotide messenger RNA. RefSeq lists its product as uncharacterized. The transcript has 2 exons. Bases 338 to 1501 code for a protein of 387 amino acids. Lineage: Eukaryota; Metazoa; Chordata; Actinopteri; Cichliformes; Cichlidae. The record is from RefSeq and is a predicted model, not a curated record.